Molecule: messenger RNA, 1479 nt
Organism: Lates calcarifer (barramundi perch)
Lineage: Eukaryota; Metazoa; Chordata; Actinopteri; Centropomidae
Product: polyadenylate-binding protein-interacting protein 2
Exons: 4
Coding region: 216-617 (133 amino acids)
Biological process (GO): negative regulation of translational initiation
Cellular component (GO): cytoplasm
Molecular function (GO): mRNA regulatory element binding translation repressor activity
Source: RefSeq, a predicted model, not a curated record
AUCGGGGCGGUUCAUCCAAUCGGAAGCGAGCACAGAAUGACGUUGGCGAUGUAAACAAACAGAGGCAGCGCGGCCAUUACACUCGGAGAAGAGUUGGAGACUGAGUUGACCGUUUGACUCCUCUUCCGUCGAAGAAAUCAGCUUGUCAGGGUCGUACACCGGACUGCAGCGAUCGAGGCCGACUGUAUCGCCUGUCUGUGUGAGAGAGGAGUGAAAUGAAAGACCCGAGUCUCAGCAACGUCUCAGCCCCGAACAUGACGAUCAGCAACGAGGUGAUCCUGAGCAGCCAGUUCAGCUCCGACGACAACCCGUUCGCCGAGUACAUGUGGAUGGAGAACGAGGAGGAGUUCAACAGGCAGGUGGAGGAGGAGCUGUGGGAGGAGGAGUUUAUCGAGCGCUGUUUCCAGGAGAUGUUGGAGGAGGAGGAGCAGUGGGAGUGGUUCAUCCCAUCCAGAGACCUCCCCUCUCAGACUGUCAGUCAGCUGCAGGAGCAGAUCAGCCUGCUGGUCCUGGACGCAGACGUCCACGCAGACGCAGACUUGGAGGUCGUGAUGAACAGCAGCCUGAACCCCAACGCCAAGGAGUUCACCCCGGGCAUCCAGAAACACAUCAUGUGACCCCGCCGAGCCCGCCCCACCUCCCGCCGCCCCGCUCCAGUCCGCACUGUGACAUCAUCAACAAGAUGUCUGCCGUAUUUUUCAGUCGCCACUCGACCUUCAGCCUGACGUGUUGCCAAAGUUCUGCACUCGCCUCGCAUGUGUUCAAGUUCAGAGUCUGUUACUGUUAGUUACUGCAACCCUCCACCUGUCUGUCUGUAUGAACGUCUGUCUCUACCUGUCUGUCUGUCUGACUGAACGACUGUCUCUCUCUCCGUCUGUGGUAACUCUCUGAAUGUAGGUCAGCUGAGCGGAGGUUUGUGUUGUGUUUGUGUUGAUUCAGAACAAACUGGUUUCUGUUAGAAUCAGCUCUGAUGUUUCACUCUCACAUUCUUUUAUUUUGCACUUUGAUAAAAACCUAAAAACAAACUCUUCACGUUUUUAUUUCAGCUGUUUUUAGAAUCAGUCGCUUUCAGCAUUUUCUCCUGUUAUAAAGCACCUUUCAGCUCGUGGUUUGGUUUUACUGUGUUAGUUUAGACCCAGUGAUCCAGUUAAGACCCAGUGAUCCAGUUUAGAUCCAAAGAUCCAGUUUAGACCCAGUGAUCCAGUUUAGAUCUGGUUCUGUUGGUUUUUCGGUUUCUCUCUGCUUUUCUCGGUCUUUUUCCCAGCAUCCUUUGUGUUUUUCUGUCCCUGUCGUUCCCUGCUGGUCCCUGCUGACCCUCAGAGCAGCCGGCUCUCUGCUGCCUCAUUAACUAAUGUUUGUGUUGAGUUUUUUCUUAAUGCACAGAAAGUACUGUAUAAAAAGUCAUAUAAAGAAAAAAGUUGUAAAAAAAAUCUAUUUUUUCUUAAACUACUUGAAAAUAAAUGUUUAUGGAGAAAAAUC